Molecule: messenger RNA, 223 nt
Organism: Racocetra fulgida
Lineage: Eukaryota; Fungi; Glomeromycota; Glomeromycetes; Diversisporales; Gigasporaceae
Source: the annotation of a GenBank genome assembly
GAUGGAUUGUUUCUUAUUCAAAAUUAUCCUGAUAUUGUCAAAAAUUAUUCUGAGGCAAUUUUGACACCAAAUGUGAAUGAAUUCAGGCGUCUUUGUGAGACAAUGGGGAUAGAAUUUGAGGAUGACCAUAAAGAAGAAUUGGCUCAAAAAUUAAGUCGGGCUUUUGGUGGAGUAACCAUUGUUCAAAAGGGUAAAAAUGACAUAAUUUCUAAUGGCGAUUCAG